Molecule: messenger RNA, 318 nt
Organism: Blepharisma stoltei
Lineage: Eukaryota; Ciliophora; Heterotrichea; Heterotrichida; Blepharismidae
Source: the annotation of a GenBank genome assembly
AUGCCUUACAAGAUAAAUACAUAUUUUGCCGUAAUGGCGAAGUGUGUAUAUGAUGGGGAGCAACUUGGAGAUGGAGAAAUGCAGAUGGUUUCAUGGAGAUAUGCAGGUGAAAUUGAAGGAGACUCUUGAAUUCAAAGCGGAAUCACAGAACAUGUGUUACAGUUCGUCAGUCUUUGGGGAAAUGAGUUCUUUUGAGAUUUUAUCAGAAUUCGAAUUUUACAUCAGAAUCAGUUACAUUUUAUUUUAUCAGAAUUUAAAUUUCAGAUCAGAAUCAGUUAUAAUCGGGAAUGGUCAGAUUGAAAAAUCUUAUGGCCGUAA